This is a messenger RNA of Limulus polyphemus (Atlantic horseshoe crab), 743 nucleotides long. RefSeq names its product ubiquitin carboxyl-terminal hydrolase 7-like. NCBI's taxonomy places the organism in Eukaryota, Metazoa, Arthropoda, Merostomata, Xiphosura, Limulidae. The record is from RefSeq and is a predicted model, not a curated record. Bases 363 to 743 code for a protein of 126 amino acids. Gene Ontology annotation, molecular function: protein binding. The transcript is spliced from 4 exons.
CUAUUGUUGAAGUUUUAUGUUAUUUAAAACAUUUUGCCCAUAAUGCAUCAUUUUAGCGGCUUCGCCAUCUUCUUUAUUUUCGUACUUUAGAACAGCCAGUCGUGUUAGAGAGUGAAAGAAACAUAUUUGGAAAUAAUUGGCUUGGUUGCCAUUUUGGAAUUAAAAAUUGUAACGUUACGAUUCGUUCCAGUUUGGAUGGUUUCCCCUUUUUUGGGGAGUUUACAUCCGCAGACAUUGGGGGAAUAGUGAGGAAACACGUGAAAGUGGCCGUGCCAGGAAAGAACUCUGCGGGUGAAGGGAAGGAGAAAGUGGUCACUCAAUCAAAACUUAAGAAAGGGAAGCAAACUUUUAUUAAUCUUGAAAUGAAUCACAUUUCAGCUGUUGAUAAAGAGAACCAACAUUCUGAAACGGAAGAAAUGGAUACCAGAGAAGAUGAAAACGUCCAGUAUCCAACUGAGAAGACCGAGGCAAAUAUUUAUAAUGGAGAUGUUCGAGAUGGAACACCUUCUACGCAGGAGGAAACCAUGGAGGAAGAGGAUGAGGUGAGAUCAGAAGCAACAUUUAGAUUUGUUGUUCCCAGCUUCAGCAGACUCCGAGAACAACUUCUAAGUCCACCCACGUUUGUGAGAAAUUUACCAUGGAAGAUUAUGGUAAUGCCUCGUACAAAUCAAGGUCAAGAUAGACAACCAACAAAAAGUGUGGGUUUCUUUCUUCAGUGUAAUGGUGAAUCAGAAUCCUCGUAA